This is a messenger RNA of Lathyrus oleraceus (garden pea), 1418 nucleotides long. RefSeq names its product receptor-like protein kinase HERK 1. Gene Ontology annotation, biological process: protein autophosphorylation. The transcript is spliced from 3 exons. Gene Ontology annotation, cellular component: plasmodesma; plasma membrane. Gene Ontology annotation, molecular function: ATP binding; transmembrane receptor protein tyrosine kinase activity. The record is from RefSeq and is a predicted model, not a curated record. The coding region runs from base 138 to 1265 and encodes 375 amino acids. Lineage: Eukaryota; Viridiplantae; Streptophyta; Magnoliopsida; Fabales; Fabaceae.
AUCAAACACAAUAUCAAGAAGAGAGUAUCAGUACCUUCUCACUCUCUCUGAAGUGGAAGAAAGCACCAAUUAUUUUGAUGAAUCUCUCGUCGUUGGAGUAGGAGGAUUCGGUAAAGUGUAUAGGGGAGAAUUGAGGGAUGGAAGAAAGCACCAAUUAUUUUGAUGAAUCUCUCGUCGUUGGAGUAGGAGGAUUCGGUAAAGUGUAUAGGGGAGAAUUGAGGGAUGGAAGAAAGGUGGCUGUAAAGAGAGGGAGUAGAACUUCUCUUCAGGGCAUUCAAGAGUUUAGGGCUGAAAUAGAAACCCUAUUUAAAUUCCGCCAUGGGAAUUUAGUGUCAUUGAUCGGUUACUGCGACGAGAAUCACGAGUUAAUUUUGGUUUACGAGUUCAUUGAAAAAGGAACUUUGAGAAGUCAUUUGUAUGGUUCUGGUCUUCAAAGUUUAUCAUGGAACGAAAGAUUGAAUGUGUGCAUGGGAGCGGCAAAAGGACUCAAUUAUCUACACACGGCUUAUCCUACUGCGGUCAUUCAUCGGGACGUGAAAUCAGUGAACAUUUUAUUGGACGGAAAUCUCAAUGCCAAAGUAGGAGACUUUGGCAUAUCAAGAACAGGUCCCAGUGUCCAUGAGACGCAUGUCAGCACCGGUGUCAAGGGAACUUUUGGAUACCUCGAUCCCGAGUAUUUUGUGCGAGAGCAACUUACAGAAAAAUCUGAUGUUUAUUCAUUUGGAGUAGUCCUCAUUGAAAUACUCUGUGCAAGGCCGGUCAUUGAUCCAUCACUUCCUAGUGAUGUGAUCAAUUUGAAAGAUUGGGCGAUCAAUCAUAUUCAGAAAGGGCAGUGGGAUCAAAUCAUCGAUCCGCAUUUGAUUAUAGGGGAUAUCAAUCCUAAUUCCCUAAAGAGGUUUAUGGAAAUAGCAGAAAGAUGCGUUGCAGAUCGCGGUGCUGACAGACCCUCCAUGAGGGAUGUUUUGUGGAAUUUGGAGUGUUGUCUUCAAUUUCAAGAAGCGGCUUUUCAUGGUUCGGCUGCCGAAGAUAAUUCCGACAGUAUAGUGGAACUUGCUACACAAUAUGCAACACCUGAUUUUUCUUUGACAAUAUCGGAUGAGGGUCGGGAAAGGGGAAGAGGCCUUGGACGUGCUUGUGAUGCUGCGGUUCAAUGUUCAGCUGCGGAAGAUAAUUCAGAUAUCAUAGUGGAACUUGCUCCAACAAAUGCAACAGUUUCUUCUUCUUCCGCUUCUGCAAAUAUCGAGGACUCACCUGAUUUUAUCUGAUGAGGGCAUCUAAAGUUAGUUUUCUUGAUUUUAUUUUUAUUUUUAAAUUAGUACAAUAUUUGAUAUUUCUGCUUGUUUUAUUCACGACAACUAUAUUGAUUCAGUAUUGUAAUUUGAAUAUCCUCGGAUUUAAAUUAUAUGUUUUACAUGACA